Messenger RNA from Saccostrea cuccullata (small rock oyster), 594 nucleotides. RefSeq names its product NPC intracellular cholesterol transporter 2-like. The transcript has 4 exons. The coding region runs from base 33 to 473 and encodes 146 amino acids. The record is from RefSeq and is a predicted model, not a curated record. Gene Ontology annotation, molecular function: sterol binding. Gene Ontology annotation, biological process: sterol transport. Lineage: Eukaryota; Metazoa; Mollusca; Bivalvia; Ostreida; Ostreidae.
AAAGAUAAAGCAACUGUAUCAUUUUUUUUACAAUGAUGAAAUUUCUAAUUUGUUUGUUAGUAGGUAUCACAACAGUAAAAGCCGCGUCUGUCAAUUUUACAAAUUGCAGUCCGGGUUCGGGAGGGAUCCACGGUAAACUGACCAUUGUUGACGUAGACCCAUGUCCAGCUCUACCUUGUGCACUUCCUCAUGGCAAAGAUAUUACACUUCAUGCUACCUUUACUCCUAGUGUGAGUUCUUCAACAUUUAAAUCUUCGGUCCAUGGCAUCAUUCUCGGACUUCCGGUUCCAUAUGGCGUACCUACAGGAUCCUUGUCCGGUCCUAUUGUAGCAGGACAGGAAGUUGUAUACACAAACACCCUACACGUGUCGCCACUGUACCCUAAGAUCCGUUUGAUUGUAAAGUGGGAAAUCAAAGACGAACAUAAUCAUGAUCUUUUUUGUUUCCUUCUGCCAGUACAUAUAACCAGCUAAUUGUAGUCAACUAAAAAGCCGAUGUUAUUAGAAAUUAUAGCUUUGUAUUUGAAUGAUGCAUGUUUUAAAAUAUUAUUGCUGUUAUUCUUGUUAAAUAAAAUACAUAAAGAUAUCAAAGUGA